Cyprinus carpio (common carp) is the source of this 3444-nucleotide messenger RNA. RefSeq names its product Ral GEF with PH domain and SH3 binding motif 1 (gene ralgps1). Gene Ontology annotation, biological process: positive regulation of GTPase activity; Ras protein signal transduction. Lineage: Eukaryota; Metazoa; Chordata; Actinopteri; Cypriniformes; Cyprinidae. The transcript has 19 exons. The record is from RefSeq and is a predicted model, not a curated record. Gene Ontology annotation, cellular component: plasma membrane. Bases 98 to 1843 code for a protein of 581 amino acids. Gene Ontology annotation, molecular function: guanyl-nucleotide exchange factor activity.
AGGUGAAAUGUGUGUUCCAGGGAUGGCUGAGAGGUCGUGUGUGGCGGUGAGCAGCUGAGGUCGGCUGUGAUCUGGGUCUUCUCUUCUGACUGAGAGCAUGUACAGGAGGAAUGGACUCCCUGCCAGCGUCAGCAUCACCUCCCGCCACACACAGGACAGCAGUAGUUCAGAGUCCCUAGAUGGACGGAGUUUGGACUCUGCCAAGAGCUUUGACGCGGUGGUGUUUGACAUGCUCAAAGUGACACCCGAGGAGUUUGCUAGUCAGAUCACUUUGAUGGACGCUCCUGUAUUCAAAGCGAUACAGCCUGAGGAGCUGGCGAGCUGUGGAUGGAACAAGAAGGAGAAGCAUAGCCUGUCACCCAACGUUGUGGCCUUCACACGGAGAUUUAACCAGGUCAGUUUCUGGGCAGUGAGGGAGAUACUGACGGCUCAAACAUUGAAAAUCCGAGCAGAAAUAUUGGGCCACUUCAUCAAAAUUGCCAAGAAACUCCUGGAGCUGAAUAACCUGCACUCGCUGGUAUCGGUGGUCUCUGCUCUUCAAAGCGCACCUAUCUUCAGAUUGAGCAAGACCUGGGCGUUGAUCAGUCGAAAGGACAAGGCAACCUUUGAGAAGCUCGACUUCCUGACGUCAAAAGAAGAGAAUUACAACCGCAUGAGAGAGUACAUCAGGUCCCUCAAAAUGGCCCCCUGCAUCCCCUACCUAGGAAUUUACCUGUUUGACAUGACCUACAUUGAUUCCGCCUACCCUGCUUCUGACAGCAUCAUCGAGACUGAGCAAAGAACCAAUCAGAUGAACAAUUUACUGCGCAUCAUCUCCGAUCUACAGGUGUCCUGUAACUACGAUCAUUUAGUCAUGUUACCACAUGUGCAGAAGUAUUUGAUGUCAGUGCGCUACAUCGAGGAGCUCCAAAAGUUUGUGGAGGAUGACAAUUACACACUGUCAUUGAAGAUUGAGCCUGGGAACAGCUCACCUCGUCUGGUAUCCUCCAAAGAAGACCUUGGAGGACCCUCAGAUGAGUAUGUUUUGUUUCGGUGUGAUAUAAGAGAAGACUGUCCUGAUACAUCAGUGGUUGCCCACCUUCCAACACCCCCUCCUGCCCGACACAGGAAGAGCCACAGUCUGGGGAACAAUAUGAUGUGCCAGUAUGGUGUGGUGGAGAGUAAAAGUGCAACAUUUCCUGCAAAAGAAAAGGCUCGACACCUACUGGACGACAGUUUCUUAGAGUCUCACAGUCCUGUCAGAAACCACACACACGAUUCAGUAUUUACCAACGGCAUCUCACUUGGCAGUAGAGAGAGCUCUUUUAGUGAUGAAUUAUCAAGUACAGUUGAGAGAGGACGUAUGUACGCCACACUUGGUCCAAACUGGCGAGUCCCAAUCUGUACCUCUCCCAGAAGUAGAAGUUAUAUUUAUAGCACCCCAGGAGCAGUUUCCAGCUAUGAAUGCAGUUCUCUGAGCAGUAUAACCAUUGAAGGGCCCCUGCGAAGAAAGACACUGGUGAAGGAGGGUAAAAAACCCACUCUCUCAUCCUGGAAGCGCUACUGGAUUGUCCUGUCUGGCUCCAUUCUCAUCUAUUUUGGUUCUAAAGCUCUAAGAGCAAAUGAGCGAAGACAUUAUAAAUCCAGGCCAUGUAAGAAGAUCACGCUCACAGGUUGGAUAGUGGUUCUGCCAGAAAACCCUGAACAUCCAAACAUUUUCCAGCUUACUGAUCCUGAAAGAGGUAAUGUUUACAAGUUCCAGACUGGAUCACGUUUCUCUGCCAUUAUCUGGCACAGACAUUUAGCAGAGGCUUGCAGGAGUACAAGACCACAGAUACCAGCAAACCUCAUGUCCUUUGAAUAGCUGCUUUUUGGGAAGUGGAAUACUGAUGAAGGGAAUAAACCUAAUGGAGAAAGACAUUGCAGAAGAGUUUAUGUGAGGGGGCAGCAUGUUGGACCUAACAUAGUUGGAAAUGUGGCAGCUGUAUCUGUUGAAAAGGUCCAAAAUUCUUGCAGACAUUGUAGACACAGCUGUACUGAGAGAGGAUGGUCUUGUGUCUUCAGUUUAGUGAUAACACUUUACAAUAAGGUUCAAUUUGUUAACAUGAGAAAAAGGAAUAGUUCACUCAAAAAUGAAAAUAUACCUACCCUCAGGCCAUCCAAGAUGUACUGUAGAUGAGUUUGUUUCUUCAUCAGAACAGAUUUGGAAAAAUUAGCAUCACAUCAGUUGCUCAGCAAUGCAUCCUCUAUAAUGAAUGGGUGCCGCUUCUGGCCAAAAUGCCAGUUCAUAAUCCAUAAUAACACUUCCUUCAGUGAAAAAGUCCUUCCCAUGUGUAGAACUGUAAACAGAGCUUGACCUUAGCGUAGUUCUCUUCUGAUUCAGAAUUUUUCACUGAAAAAAAGCAAUAUCAUGGAUAGAGGACUCAAUAUUUUAGCUGGAAGCUAUAUUUUGAAGUUGGUUGGAAUAUAAUGAUAAUAAAUUCAUUAAUGCAUUGCAGCCAUUUUAUAGCAUUUAUGUUCGUUUAUACAAUCAUAUAUAACUGAUGUUAACAAAUUGAAACCUUAUUGUUAGUUUUACCUGACAAACAUAAAGGUACAUAUGACAUAUGUUGUAAAUGACAUGUAUAAAAUAACAUUGUCCAAUAGAUGUCUUCAUGUGAUUAAGUGCCAAAAUUACAACCGUUGUAUUAUUAAACCUCCUAGAAUUAUGUUCAAUUCAUGUUAGAUGGUAGAGAAAAAAAGUGAAAGCAUUACGUCCCUGGACAAUGAGCAUGUAUACAACAUUUAUGAAAGUAACUUCAUAAGAGGAGCCAAAAAAGUGCACUGUAUAAAGGGAAAUUUGUUACAUGAAGGGAAUUGCACAUUGACACAAUAAUGGCAUUUAAGUGGCAAAUGUGGAUUAUUAAACAUGUAAUGUCACAUGGGUAUCAGGAAAUAAGUGCCAAUGUUAAUGUGGUGUAGUUCAACUCAAAGUUCUGUAGUGUAUUUACUUCUGAACAAAAUAUGAGUGAUGUCUGAUUGUAUGUCUUGACAUCAUAAAGUGGGCAGGACCCAAAAGGUAUAUAGUUCUGGAUGCUGAUCAGGUUUUUUAGAGAUACUGUUUUAAAAUGUACAUGUAAAUGAAGUUCCGGAAGAAUGUGAAGAGAAGCAACUGUCUUUUGGUCAGAGCCGUGUAGCAUGUAUUCAUUGGAGAAACAACAGUUUUAGUAGAUGUUCAGUACUCUCAUCUUAUACUUCAGUGUAGUAUUAUUUUUAUUAUUACUUUAUUUAUUUAAAUGGAAUAUAUCAAAAGGUCUGUACAAAUUGUAAAGUACAUAGUAAAGUCUAGUAUUUUGCACAGUCACAAAUUUUUAAACGAUGUAGGAAUGAGACUUAUUCUUCCUCAAAGGUGAUAUUAAAGGGAUACUCCACCCCAAAAUGAAAAUUUUGUCAUUAAUCAUUUACCCCCAUGUUUUUCCUAACCCA